AGAUCCGACAGAAUAUUUUUCGAUUUUGCAUCGUGAAAAACUUCACACAUUCCAUCCACCAUCCACGAACCCAACGACCAUCACGAACUUCCACGAGGUAUGUAUGUCUCAACCAUGGAACCGAUUCUCGAGAGUCCUUCAUGGCCGGCAGAGGGAGUAAAUCGGCAUCUUCUCGAUUUGCGACGAUGGCGCCGAGGGAUUGAAAGGAACAUUGGCGGCAACUGCAACCGCAUCCUCUGAUCGAAGCUUCAAUCGCAUCGCGCGACGACGUCAAUGCAAUCGAGAGUUGUGCGACACUACUCAUCUCUAUUCGACAGAGCUGAAGAACCCUCCUGUCAAUCAUGAGGGCACUCUCCAUGCUCCAGAGCCCAUGAAGGCUAACGUCCGACUCUGCGCAGAUACCUCACUUCCAAUCUUCGAUUUGAGAAUCUCCUACCGCAAAUAUGGUCAAGACCUCCGUCCUCAACGAUGCGCUUAACGCCAUCAACAACGCCGAGAAGUCUGGAAAGCGACAAGUUCUCAUCCACCCAUCUUCAAAGGUCAUCGUCAAGUUCCUCAGUGUCAUGCAAAAGCACGGUAUGUCGACACCGCCAUUUCUUUUUCCCCACCCCCAAUUCGGCAUGAUAACUAGAUGACGGUCUCAUUUUCCCUACGACCAUAGUCCUUUAAGUUGCCGAUAUAUCCAAACGCGAGGAUCUUACACGUUCUCAUAUUUUUCUUCCUGAUGAUGAUCAUUUAAUCUUUCGCAACAUACUGACAAUUAAAUUUGCAGGCUACAUUGGUGAAUUCGAGGAGGUUGACGACCACCGAUCUGGAAAGAUUGUCAUCCAAUUGAACGGCCGGUAAGCAUUAUCUUUUCAUCGCCCAUCGAGUCCCCACUGACAUUUUGCACAGUCUCAACAAGACCGGUGUCAUCUCCCCAAGAUACAACGUCCGCCUCGGUGAGCUAGAGAAGUGGGUUGUCAAGCUACUCCCAUCCCGUCAAUUCGGUUACAUAGUUCUCACCACCUCUGCUGGUAUCAUGGACCACGAGGAGGCCAGACGCAAGCACGUCGCCGGGAAGAUCAUUGGGUUCUUCUACUAG
Hymenoscyphus albidus is the source of this 1084-nucleotide messenger RNA. The record is from the annotation of a GenBank genome assembly. NCBI's taxonomy places the organism in Eukaryota, Fungi, Ascomycota, Leotiomycetes, Helotiales, Helotiaceae.